AUGGAGUACACCAUUUACUAAUGAUAGGAGGACUAGGAUCUAAACCAGCUGUACAACUACCUCAUUAUAAAUAUAUUGAGUUAUCUAAUGGAAACUGGCGUACUAAUGAGCACUCAAUGUAUAAUCUAUCAUCAAGAAAAUGGAGUAAUCCUUCAAUCAUUGGUCAGUGUAUACCACCUGCUAGUCACUUCAUCAUUGAAAAGAUCAACAACACUAGAGCUAUUCUGUUUGGUGGAGUAGAGACUUAUGAUGAUGCUAAGGAAACUACUACUAACAAUAUAUAUAUAUUAGAGAUAUCAAUCAGCACUGUGUUCUGGCAGUGUAUAAAGAAACCUGAAGCAAUAUACAUGUACCAAUGGCCUGUGAGUAGAUUUAAUCAUGCAGGUGCUAUUAUUAUAACUGGAUCAGACUGUCCUAUGCUAGUGAUAAGUGGUGGGUUGGAUAAGAAUGAUGAUACAUUAAAUGAUUGUUGGAUCCUUAACAUCACUCAACAUUCCUGGAUAAAG
This is a messenger RNA of Amphimedon queenslandica, 506 nucleotides long. RefSeq lists its product as uncharacterized. The transcript has 3 exons. NCBI's taxonomy places the organism in Eukaryota, Metazoa, Porifera, Demospongiae, Haplosclerida, Niphatidae. Gene Ontology annotation, molecular function: protein binding. The record is from RefSeq and is a predicted model, not a curated record. The annotation marks the transcript as partial.